Cydia splendana is the source of this 884-nucleotide messenger RNA. Its product is annotated as calphotin-like. The transcript is spliced from 2 exons. The record is from RefSeq and is a predicted model, not a curated record. The coding region runs from base 181 to 756 and encodes 191 amino acids. NCBI's taxonomy places the organism in Eukaryota, Metazoa, Arthropoda, Insecta, Lepidoptera, Tortricidae.
UUAAGAAAAACAAUCAGUUACAUGAAAUCAGUACAUACGUGGACUAAUCACUUUUAACUGAUAACUCAUGGUCCCUUAUCAUAUCAAGCGAUAUCACAGAACACUUCGAACCUAUAUAAAUAAGUUAUCUAUAUCAGAUAUCGCUUUGUUGUUGGACAAUUAGUGACAGUUGUAUCAAAGAUGAAGUACCUGCUAGCAUUCGCCCUCGUCGCCGUGGCCACGGCGCUCCCCGAGCCGGUGCGGCUACCGCAGCCCGCGCUGCCCGAAGUCGCGCCCCUCCUGAUCCCCCAACCGGUCGCGUCUCCAGUCGUCGUAGACGCCCCUGAAGCCGCCGCACCCGUAGAUGCUGUGAAGGUUGCCGAUGCUCCCGUCGAGGCCGUCCCUGCCGACUUCACCCUCAACAUCGUUGAUGUAGUCCCAGAGAUCGCUGAAGCUCCCGUGGAGAACUUCGCAGUCAAAAUCGUUGAUAACGCUGAUGUCAAUGUUGCCGCUGAAAUCGCCAAUGUCGCUGAUGUUGACGAAGAGACCCCCUCUUACAUCCCAAUCGAUGUCCCCUUCCAGAUUAAGAUCGUGGAUAUGCCCCUCCCUGACUCCGUGGUGAUGCCUCUCCUACAACCUGUGAAGAUUGAAGAUGCCCCCGUGGAGAGCAAUGACUUCGCGGUUAAGUUUGUAGAUGUGGUUCCUGAGGUUCCCGUCAUGUCCCCUAAGCGUUACCCUGACCCAAUGUGGCGUUCCGCUGAACCAAUGAGGCAUUAAGAAUAGUUUAUUUUUAAGUUUCAGCGUUUAAGAACAGUGUAGGUUUUUUUAACGUUAUUUUGUAACGAUUACGAUCCAUCUUUUCGUUUCAUCUUUCCUACAGAAAAUAAACAACCGAAACAACAUGA